This is a messenger RNA of Histoplasma mississippiense, 1317 nucleotides long. RefSeq lists its product with no specific name. Bases 1 to 1317 code for a protein of 438 amino acids. The transcript is spliced from 2 exons. NCBI's taxonomy places the organism in Eukaryota, Fungi, Ascomycota, Eurotiomycetes, Onygenales, Ajellomycetaceae. The record is from RefSeq and is a predicted model, not a curated record.
AUGCCCGUUGAAGGUUAUAGGGUUAGGGUUAAACUAUCCAAGUUCUACAUAGUGCGUGGUCCGACGCGCCCCGGUCCGAUUUUCUCCGUCCCUGAUUGGCCGCCCGUGCGUGCUCCCGCUCCCGCCUCCGCGUGCCCGCAGUGGGGCCCGGUCACAGUCGAGCUCCCUCUUCCUCUUCCCUUCUCAUAUCUCAUGGCACAGAUGCUGGUGGUACAGCAGGCAGUUCAGAUGGCCGAGGAUGAGCAGGUGGAGCACCCUGCAGAUGCGCUGGAUGCCAUGCGUGAACGCUUCCUCCUCCCAGGAGUGGCUGCCCCCUUUGGCUGGGUGACCCGGCUGCGGACAUUCGGCAAGCGAGUGCAGAACACCACCACAAGUCUAGGGUAUGUCUGCUGGAGCGAUGACCAGCAGACUCUAAGCUAUAGAGAGCUGCAUCUAAGCAUAGCAGGGCUCCGGCGCUUCGUGCGCACGCAGGUGGAGCUGACACAGCACAAGCUUGAGCAGCUCUUUCUUGUUCAUGAAGAGGAAGCACGGGAGGUGGUAGUGCCACGCCUGGCACUGGCCCAGCUGGCGGACAGCCCUACAAACAAUCAGCGCGGCUGGAACUUCCUUCAAGCACCGCAGAACUGCAAGGCCCUUCCAACCACAGGGGAGCGAUGGCUGCUGGACCGAGUCCUCACAACAGACAGGCUCCGGGCAGAGUGGGUAGCUGUACGGCCAUCUGAUCAUCAGGUGGUCUGGGACACAGCAGUGGUAGAUGACUAUCUGCAGCAGGUGGAUGGAUUUCUUGAGCAGCUGCUUCUUGUGGUUCAUCUCACUGGGGGCCAGCCUGCGCGGGCCACAGAGCUGCUCAGCAUACGGCACAGUAACACAGUCUGCGGCCGCCACCGCAGCAUUUUUAUUGAACAUGGGCUGCAGAGGUCAGUGAGCUGGUGGUUCGCGCGGGCGGUCCAGCGGCUUGCAUAUGGAGACAGUGAUAGCCAAGGGGGGCUGCGGUCACCAUUUCUCUGGCCGCGGGGGCAUGGACCGUGGGACAGCAGCCGGCUGCGGGUGGUGCUUCAGCGCGAGGCAAAGACACACCUCCAGACCAAGCUCAAUGUAAUCCCUUGGCGGCAUGCCGCCAUUGCCAUCUCGCGUAUGCACCUGUCCUGUGGAGGGUUCAAGCGGGAAUAUGAGGCAGAUGAUGCGGCAGUAGACCAGCAGGCAGGCCAUGGAUCCUGGGCUGCAGGUACAGUAUAUGCGCGGGGGCUGCAGGAGGCACCAGGCCACAUUGAGGCACGGCGUCUGCGGUACCAGGCUGUCAACCGGGAGUGGGCAUGA